GAGAAGAUCAACAGCGAACAGCUGCACCUCAGUAUCGAAGUGUACGAGAAGCGGUACCAGGCGCACGACUUUGCCGGCCAGAUACUGGCCGAGUUCGCCUCGAACGCGACCAAGCGUCACGGUUGGUUCCCCGGUCGGCGAUCGUCGCAGAUUGUAACGCUCUUGUUUCUUUAAGUCCCGCGUUCGCGCCAAUCUACUCGAACCAGUAUUCGUCGCACCACGGGGCGACGCCGGCGGACAGGUUGUGGACAAUCACAGCAGUAGUCGGAAGGAGAAGCGGCAGUACAAGAAGCCAAGGCACGAAAUCCAAAAGGAUCGCGGCGGGACGUCUACCAGCGGUUCAGCGAUGGUCGGCGCCGGAAGUUCAUGGGCCGGGACGGAUCGGUGCUGCCCGGCGCCUGUGAUCCCAGUGCGAUAGCCGCCAGCGCUGGCCUUCAUGGAAGUGGCACUACCGGCGAUCCAGCGCUGUCCUCGGAAAAGGAGGAACUUGCCAACCUGCAGGGUCAACCGCCCCGGAGGAAGAGUACGCGUACACUGUCCAGCCGAGAAAGUUUAGUGUCUGGAAUUAGCCCUGGGUGUCGAAUGAGGAGAACGGUGGCCAACUGCCCGGACAUUACGCGCAACAUUGCAUUUAUAUUACAUACUGAGAUGCCGACCACGACAACCGAGUCCGGUGUACUACGACCUUUUCGCUCUAACGGGUUGGGCGUACGCGUCUCCGAUACGCGAUAA
Molecule: messenger RNA, 732 nt
Organism: Culex pipiens pallens (northern house mosquito)
Lineage: Eukaryota; Metazoa; Arthropoda; Insecta; Diptera; Culicidae
Exons: 3
Coding region: 367-732 (121 amino acids)
Source: RefSeq, a predicted model, not a curated record